This is a messenger RNA of Carcharodon carcharias (great white shark), 4609 nucleotides long. It is a transcript of the gene usp43a, whose product is annotated as ubiquitin specific peptidase 43a. Bases 208 to 4056 code for a protein of 1282 amino acids. The transcript has 17 exons. Gene Ontology annotation, biological process: protein deubiquitination. The record is from RefSeq and is a predicted model, not a curated record. Gene Ontology annotation, molecular function: cysteine-type deubiquitinase activity. NCBI's taxonomy places the organism in Eukaryota, Metazoa, Chordata, Chondrichthyes, Lamniformes, Lamnidae.
AACAUCAGCAGCUCCUCCAAACAGCUCCACUCAUUCAAAUGGCUGUUGGCGACAACAUGGAGUAAGGUAACACACACCUAGUGAGCACUCCCGCCCAGAGCUGGAAGCGCUGUGUGGAUGUAAACAGAGCCCAGCCCCACACUCAGAGAGUGGGCAGCCGCAUGGGAGCCCGAGCUUCCGGGGCCUCAGUUCAGGUGAAAGGUGCCGAUGGAGAGUGCGGCGGGGGAGAAGGUGGGCAAGAGCACCUUAAAGACUAACGUGAACAAGGGGAAGCGCAGGAAAUCCUUCUCCGGCAAACUCUUCAGGAGGAGGUCGCUGAGGUCGGUCGGCAGCUUCGUGCGGGGGGUCUUCAAAACUUUGUUUACUUUGGCACCUUUCGGAGAGGUGAACACUGAGGGGGCAACUGGAGGAGGAGGGGGAGAGCGGCAGGAAGAGGAGGAAGAGGAGGAGGAGGACGAUGGAGGCUUCAGGGACGGGCCGGUCACCCUCGCCACUUGCACCGAAGCGGGGAUGGAGAGCCAGGGGGAGGCCGGCGGGGGGAAGAGCCUGCCCCUGCCCCUGCCCAGGGCACAGGCCGGCUCGGUGAGGGAGCGCCUCUCCUGGGGCUCCGGCCAGAAACCCCCCGGUGUCCUGGGCUUGAAGAACCACGGUAACACCUGCUUCAUGAACGCCGUGGUGCAGUGUCUGAGCAACACCGAACUGUUCGCCGAGUACCUGGGCUUGGAGCAGUACCGCUCCGAGCUGAAGCAGCUCCGAGCCAACGGCACCCUCCGCAGUAAGGAGCCACCGUCCCAGCGCAGAGCAGAAGUCACCGAGCAGCUGGCAGCGCUGGUCCGGGCUCUCUGGACCCUCGAGUACACACCGCAGCUCUCAGUGCAGUUCAAGAACAUAGUAGCAAAAUAUGGGUCACAAUUUCGUGGGAAUUCUCAGCACGACGCACUUGAGUUCCUUCUGUGGUUACUGAACAGAGUUCAUGAAGACCUCAAUUGUUCACCCAACAAAAAAUCAAAGCCUUCCAUUAAGCCUUCCAAUGGCGGGGGUGAAAAUUCUACAGGAAGUCACCAAAGCGCACAGCAGGUUGGAAUUCAGAGUUUUGUUCAAGAACUUUUUCAAGCACAGUACAGGUCAUCUUUAACUUGUCCUCACUGCCUUAAGCAAAGCAACACAUUUGAUCCAUUCUUGUGUGUCUCCUUGCCCAUCCCUCUCCGCCAGACCAGGACACUUCACAAGAUUACGAACAUAAAGGGAAAACAACAAUUUAUGCUGCAUGAGAAGAGGGCCUUGAAUGUAACCUUAGUGUUACAGCAUCAAAGGUAUUUCAGGGUAGGCUUGGCAGUCCCGCUCCUUGGAACUGUUGCUGCACUCCGAAAAAUGGUGGCAGAUGAAGGCAAAAUAACUCCAGAUCAGAUAAUUUUAACAGAGGUCUAUGCUCAUGGAUUUGAACGUUCCUUCUCGGAUGAUGAAGACUUAAACAUAAUUGGUGAAGGCGACUGUGUUUACGCAUUUCAGACCCCAUUUGUCCAAGGCAGCUGUGGUGGUCCUACUCGACAGUCAGGGCGUUACCAGAGCAUGUCGGCAUCUUCUUACAAGGCUGCUUCCGAUGGCUUUGAAACAACUCCAGUCGAGUUAAUUCAACAUGGCGCAACUGGCAAAGUGCUUCUUCUCGUCUGCAACUCAGCAGGGACAGGGCAACAAGCUGUCAGGUUUGGUCCACCAUUUUUGGUAAGGGAAGAUCGAUCUUUGAGCUGGGAUCAGCUGCAGCACUGCAUCCUGAACAAAAUGUGCUACCUGAUGAGAAACGAGACCCAUUCACAGAACUUUGGACAUCUGUUCCGAAUACGUGUGACUGGAGGACUGACAACCAAUUGUUACCUCUCUCCUCAAGAUAUUAGACCACUCUGCCAGCCAGCAGUUGAAAGGGCAUUACGUUCCUGUGGCCAUGGUGGGCCCCCACAUAUAAAGCUUGUUUUGGAAUGGGAUCAAAGGACGAAAGAUAGUUUGUUCGGAAGCAUUCAGGAGGAAGUUGUCCAGGACAGAGAGAGUGUUCGGACUCAGCAGCAGGCGCAUCAGCAGGCACACAGCUGUACAUUGGCCGAGUGCUUUGAACUGUAUACAAAGGAGGAACAGUUAGCUCCAGAUGAUGCCUGGCGAUGCCCACAUUGUAAAAAUCUUCAGCAGGGGAUGGUCAAGCUUAAUCUAUGGACUUUGCCUGACAUUCUUAUCAUUCACCUGAAGCGAUUUCGACAGAUGGGAGAGAGAAGAACCAAGCUUUCUACUCUGGUAAAAUUUCCACUAAUUGGCCUCGAUAUGACACCUCAUGUAGCAAAAAGAACUCAGAGCACUAAGAACUUUUUAUCCCACUGGUCACCAUGGCGACGACCACGUACUCCUUCUGGGAGUAAUCACGAAAACUAUAUGUAUGACUUGUAUGCUGUGUGCAACCACCAUGGGAGCAUGCAAGGAGGUCACUAUACAGCAUACUGCAGAAACUCUGUGGAUGGGCAGUGGUAUGAUUAUGAUGACAGCAAUGCAGAGUUGAUUCCAGAAGAAGAGAUUUGUACUCGUGGUGCCUACAUACUCUUUUAUCAAAAAAGGAACACCAUCCCACCAUGGUCAGCCAACAGCUCUGUGGCAGGAUCCACAAGCUCAUCAAUCUCUGAUCAUUGGCUUAACCGACUUACUGGAGACAGCAAACGAGGGAGCUUGGUAUCCCGUGUGUCCACAAAUUGCACAUCCCUCCCUUCAUCUCCGGACUCUCCUGUCUUCCCAGAUAAUCCAAUAAAGGAUAAAAAUGGUGGUUUUGAAAUUCGACCAUUUGUGCGUGGUAUUCAAGGAAGAAGUAUUAGUAUGAAGGGGUCAGCUGCACUGGCUGUACCUAAAGAUGCAGCUGUAAAAAAUGCAACAUUACGUUGGUCAUUGGGAGCCAAGGACAGGCCAAAAUCAAUGCCUGGUGCACUGGUUGAAUAUUUGGAAUCUGGUCGCAGGCCGAGGUGCACAAAAGAGUCCAUUGUACCAAUAAUGACGGGCACCACAGACCCUGACUGUGUGUCAUCAACAGAUAGACCAAAGCAGCCUAAUUCGGAUUGUCAUGUUGAUUGUACAAAGCAGGCAGGAAAAGGAUCAACUGCAGAACAAAGCAUAACUUCCACUGGAAACAGGAAUGGAAAAGCACAUCUUGAGAAAAUGCAUGAUUCUUCAAACAGCCUUCGUAGUAGCCAUAACAAAGAGAAUUCCACAGAUGAAAAGACAAAUACGCUGAGGAGAAAUGGAAAACUAAGAGGCACUGGUACUUCGCAGAGAAAAUCAUCUAAAAUGGCAAUUGACAAGUCUGAAGGGGUAAAAGGACCAUCACUCAUCAAAACAGAUGAACCAACACAACCAAGAGAUGACAGAAUAUGUAAUAGCACCAGUGGACAUUGUAUUGGGUCUAUGAGCAGCUUGGCUCUGAGCGACACUUUAAAGAGAAGAAAAGGAUACCAUGGUAGCAAGAAGCUUGAAAAGUCUCUCUCCUUAAGGAGUACGGAUCUUGAACCAAUGUUGUCACCAAGUCUGCGAGAAACAGAUAAAGGUAGUAAAGCAGAAGAAGCAAAACUAAAUGAGAGAAAGUUUUCAAUUCUGAAAACAAACUUUUUGAAGAAGGACUUUAAAAGACAAAGUGAAUUGGAGAAAUGUUGGACUGCCGAAAAUGUCAAUGUAUCAUCAAACAUAUCUCUGUCCAAUGGGGCUUUGAAUGGUAAGCACAGAGUAGAUUCUCUAAGUGAGAGCAGGGCAAGAGGCGGAGUGAGUGGAACCAAAAACUCUGCCAAAUACAGGGAAGAAUUAAAUAAUGGCAGAAUAAAUGUAGCAGGAGAAGAAAUUAGACGAUCACAGAGUUCAUCAAACAUAAUGAUCAAGGAUGAGUUGACCUUGAAGAGGUCAACUUCACUUCAGAAGACGGGAACAAUCUCCCAACAGGCCAGAAACCUAAAUGUGGAAAGAUAUGGUACAUUGCAGAGGAUGAGAUACAGCACUUCCUCACUGGGAAGGAAAAAACCUGUGCCUGAAUCAAGUUUUUAAAGGUAUUGCAACUGUCAAUGGAUUGAACACAACGAAGUAGUUUUAUAAUUAGCUGCACUAUUUUUUCUGUUACCUGUUUUGCAUUCUUCAAUUAAUAACCAAUAUUUGUAAAUAAUGUUUGAAGUUUUACAGAUAUCUAAGGACAAACAUAAGAUAUAUAGAUUUGUUAACUUUGUGUGUUAUAAGAGCUCAUAACUUUCCUUUUAAAAAUAAUUGGCUCAUUUUAAUCAGUAUGCAAUAAGACUUUAAUGUCGGGGAACCCCAAAAAUAAUGUUAAAAGCCUAUAUAUAUCUCAUAUUAAUGAAUUUUAAUCUCUGCUUUGUUAUAAAACGAUACUUUUGUAAAACAAGAAUUUGAAAUUUGUAUUGUCAAAAAGUUUUAACGGUGUAACCAAAAAUGUUAGUAUUUACAGGGGAAGGUGUACAGUCAUUUUUUUGCUGCCUAAAAUCAAAUGUCAGCUGUUAACAUCUGCUCUGUGUUAAAUUAUCAUUUAUGUAAGGGAACAUGGCACAAGCUUUCAUAUUGAUUAAAAACACUUUUGAGUACCUUCCAA